Mauremys reevesii (Reeves's turtle) is the source of this 984-nucleotide messenger RNA. Its product is annotated as olfactory receptor 1009-like. Lineage: Eukaryota; Metazoa; Chordata; Testudines; Geoemydidae. Gene Ontology annotation, molecular function: olfactory receptor activity; G protein-coupled receptor activity. Gene Ontology annotation, biological process: G protein-coupled receptor signaling pathway. Bases 1 to 984 code for a protein of 327 amino acids. The record is from RefSeq and is a predicted model, not a curated record. Gene Ontology annotation, cellular component: membrane. The transcript is spliced from 2 exons.
AUGUCAAUGGAAAAUCAAACCGCAGUGACCGAAUUUAUUCUCCUCGGACUUUCCAGUGAACCACAGAUACAGAUUUUCCUCUUCCUGGUGUUUUUAGUUAUUUACCUAAUCACCCUGGUUGGGAACAUAGUGAUCAUGGUGCUGAUAAGAGCUGAUUUUCACCUUCACACCCCCAUGUAUUUCUUCCUCUUCCACUUAUCCUUUGUUGAUAUCUGCUAUUCCUCAGUCACGGUGCCUAAUAUGCUGAUGAACUUUCUUGCAGACCACAAAACAAUUUCAGUCAAUGGCUGCAUUGCCCAGAUGUUCUUCUUUUUUCUCUUAGCUGGUACAGAAGUUUUCAUUCUCUCAGCCAUGGCUUAUGACCGCUAUGCUGCCAUCUGUGACCCAUUGCAUUACGUGGAUGCAAUCAACAAAGAGAUCUGGGUUCAGCUCGUGAGUGGUGCAUGGAUCACGGGCUUCUUUUAUGCCUUAAUUAACACAGUUUUUGCCCUCGAGUUGCACUUCUGUGGACCCAAUCAAAUCAGCCAUUUUUGCUGUGAGCUCCCUCCUCUGUUACAACUCUCCUGUACUGACAUUCUCACCAAUCAAAUGGUGCUUCUUACUUCUGUUGUGAUACUAGGAUCAAGCUCCUUCCUCUUCACCCUCAUCUCCUACGUUCACGUCAUCUCCACCAUCUUGAGGAUACGCUCUGCGGAGGGCAGGCGGAAAGCCUUCUCCACCUGCAGCUCCCACCUGAUUGUGGUUGGUUUGUUGUAUCUGACAGCUUUUUUCCAGUACACAAAGCCCAGCUCAGUCUCCUCUGUGCUUCUGGAUGAAAUGUUCUCUGUCCAGUACAGCAUUUUGACCCCCAUGUUAAACCCCAUCAUCUACAGCCUGAAAAACAAGGAGGUGAAAACAGAGAAAUUGAGAGAGAGUUCCCAUAUUCCAGUGGUCAAGGCACACGUAUGGGAUUUGUUCAAAUAUUUUUCUUCAUCAUCGACUUGA